Messenger RNA from Synchiropus splendidus (mandarinfish), 1600 nucleotides. RefSeq names its product zinc finger protein 436-like. Lineage: Eukaryota; Metazoa; Chordata; Actinopteri; Syngnathiformes; Callionymidae. The coding region runs from base 206 to 1060 and encodes 284 amino acids. The transcript has 3 exons. The record is from RefSeq and is a predicted model, not a curated record. Gene Ontology annotation, molecular function: RNA polymerase II cis-regulatory region sequence-specific DNA binding; DNA-binding transcription factor activity. Gene Ontology annotation, biological process: regulation of transcription by RNA polymerase II.
AAAGAUUCACUGCCUAGUUUCCACCACACAUUCCUCUGCUGUGAAGGAGAGAGCAGAACUCUGCAGCAGCUUCGUGCUCUUUGCUCGUGGAUCCUCCGGCGGAUGAAAUGUUCUUCAGAGGUGGAAAGAUUCAUAAGUGACGAUCAUCUGCUGCCGAGUUUCCACCACAUCUUCCUCUGCUGUGAAGGAGAGACGGAAGCUGCGGAUGGAGACCCGCAGAGCAGGUGUCCAGCAGCUGCUGGUGGUGAUGAAAGAAGAAGAAGAUGCUACUGAGCAGCAGGAGUGCAGCUCCAGUCUGGAUCAGGAGGGACAAGAACCUCCUCUCAUUAAAGAAGAACCAGAAGAAGAAGAUCUCGACCAAAUCAAAGAAGAGGCCACCCAGUUCUCCCUCACUCCUGUCCAGGUGAAGAGUGAAGAUGAUGGAGCAACCAGCAGCUGGACUCAACACAUGAAGACAGAAGCUGAUGGAGACACCUGUGGAGGAGCAGAAGCAGCCAGUGACUUGGAUACACCUCUCCUCCCUGACCACCAGAGGUCGCCUUGUUCUGACUCUGACACGGAAGACAGUGAGGACUGGAGAGACACCACUCAAUCAGGUACUGUGGGGACUCCAGACGUUCAUGUCAGUGAGAAGGAAGAUGAAGCUGAUGAAUCGCUGAUCUGCUCUGGAUGUGGGAAGAAAUGUGCUUCAAAGACUGGACUGAAUCGACACAUGAAAUCCUGCAGUGGACCUCUGACUUGUUCUAUUUGUCUAAAGUCUUUUUUAAGGAAACGCUAUCUGAUCAUUCACAUGAAACGUCACGCUGGAAAAGCACCAUUCAGCUGCUCUCACUGUGGUAAAUGUUUUUCGCAGAGUGCUGACCUUGCAACUCAUCUGAAAGUUCAUGGAGAAAAACCUUUUGUCUGCUUCCAGUGUGGUGAAUGCUUCACACAGCGUGGGACCCUGAAAGCUCACGUGAGAGGUCACACUGGAGACCAGCACUUCAGAUGCUCUCAGUGUGGUCAAAGCUUUACCUGCAGCCAUUCCCUGAAGAAGCACAUUAGAACUCACACUGGUUAAGAACCCGUCAGUUGCUGUCACUGUGGCAAAUGUCUGUGGAGACAACUGGAGUCCACGUGUGUGAUAAAUCUGGAUUUUAAAAAAACAAUUUAAGGUCACAUUCUAGUUUUCAUAUCCCACUGAAUUUAGGAACCUUUUCUACACACAUUGAUAAAUUGGCCUUCAAGAACUGAAGAUCCCUCUUGAGACCUUCGGACCAGUUGGAGUAAAUACUUUGGUUUGUUUCUCGUGUUUACUCCACAGCCAGAUUUUCUGCUAUAACUUGGUGUCUGCGCUGAAGAGGUCCACCUGCUCACAGCAGUGUUGUUGAUCAUUCGAUUGUAUCCGGUUUAUUUGGCGGCUGAUCUGUGGAUUUGAGCUUCACCCAGCGUCAGUUUAUUGAGUUGAGUCACCAGCUCUCACAGUCAUGAUGAAAUAAAGUGAAUUGUUGGUUCAAGCUGGCGUCAUUAACAUCUCAGGGCUGAGUUAACUUGGAGUUCGCUUGUUUAACAUCAGUAAACUGCAGGUUGUUCUCUGAAUAUUUCACAAUAAUAAAAAGAA